This is a messenger RNA of Gossypium raimondii (Peruvian cotton), 2063 nucleotides long. Its product is annotated as arogenate dehydratase/prephenate dehydratase 6, chloroplastic. Gene Ontology annotation, cellular component: chloroplast; cytoplasm. Gene Ontology annotation, biological process: L-phenylalanine biosynthetic process. The record is from RefSeq and is a predicted model, not a curated record. Gene Ontology annotation, molecular function: arogenate dehydratase activity; prephenate dehydratase activity. Lineage: Eukaryota; Viridiplantae; Streptophyta; Magnoliopsida; Malvales; Malvaceae. The transcript has a single exon. The coding region runs from base 632 to 1924 and encodes 430 amino acids.
CAAAUAUGAAUACAAUAAGGUUAAAAUAUGUCAUAAGUCCUUAUACUCUUCAUAAAUUUAAAAUUUAGUCCCUAUACUUUUCAGAUUUCAAAAUUCAGUCCAACUGUUAAUAUCGUUAAAAUUAUUUUGUUAAAUUCAAGUUCAUUACCACGUUAAUAAUAUUUUUAUUUCAAAAUGUUAUACCAACAACAAAAAUUAACAGUAUUAAUAAUUGGACCUAAAUUUUGAAAUCUAAAAGAUUAAAUUCUUGGAAAUAAAAGGACAAGGACUAAAUUUUAAAUUUGUAAAGAGUAUAAGGAGUUAUGAAAAAAUUUAACCUUACAAUUAUGUAUUCGUAACUCCAAUAUUGACACAAUUUUUUUUACAUAUUUGUUUUAAUAUGAAAAAUAAUAAAAUAAAAAAAGAGAAGGUGCCAGGGGGUAGGUGUGAGAUUGACCGAACCAACUUGGCAGGCCCUUUUCUUAAUAUAAAUUCCCUUCUCCCCCUUUCUUUCUUCUCAGCUUGACGUUCCCUUCUUCCAAAGAGAACAACAAGCUUUUUUUAAUCCUAAAAUUUUAACGCUUUCCUUUCCUUCGUCUUUCCUUUGCUUUCCUCUGUGUGAUUUUUAAUAAAAGGGAAACGAGAAGAAAACAUGCAGGCAAUUUCUCACGUGCAAAAUCUUAAUUCGUACCUUAUAAUUCGCCGAUCGAAGCCUCGGUUUGAUAAGCCGGUUCGGUUAGCUGUACCUGUACGUUGUGUGUAUCACUCUGAUUCGGUUCAAUUCCCCAAUGGAGUCGGUUCAAGCCGGGUGGAUUGGCAAAGCUCGUGUGCUAUUUUGUCUAGCAAAGUCUUCUCUCAGGAUCAAGAUUCCGGUGACAAAUCGAACACUUCCUCCGCCUCCGAUCACCUGGCGGCGGCUGUUAACGGUCAUAAAACUUCCUUGGAUCUGAACUUAGUUCCUCUAGAUAAGAAGAACAAGCCUCAGCCACCUGCUAAACAGCCUCCACAGAAGCCGUUAACUAUUACCGAUUUGUCUCCUGCUCCGAUGCACGGUUCACAGUUGCGUGUGGCUUAUCAAGGAGUUCCCGGUGCUUACUCGGAAGCUGCGGCGGGGAAAGCUUAUCCGAAUUGUGAAGCUAUCCCUUGUGACCAGUUUGAAGUUGCGUUUCAAGCGGUUGAGCUUUGGAUUGCUGAUCGAGCUGUUUUACCGGUGGAAAAUUCACUCGGCGGUUCGAUUCAUCGGAACUAUGAUCUUCUCCUCCGUCACCGACUCCAUAUCGUCGGUGAAGUUCAAUUACCUGUCCAUCACUGUCUUUUAGCUCUCCCGGGAGUUAGGAAAGAGUAUUUGACGCGCGUCAUUUCUCAUCCACAAGCUCUGUCACAGUGUGAAAACACUGUCACCAAACUCGGCCUCAACGUCACGCGCGAAGCAGUCGAUGAUACAGCCGGAGCCGCCGAAUAUAUCGCGACAAACAACCUCCGUGACACAGCAGCCAUAGCGAGCGCACGCGCCGCCGAACUCUACGGACUCAACGUCCUCGCUGACGGGAUCCAAGAUGAUUCAAGCAAUGUCACGCGCUUCGUUAUGUUAGCUCGUGAUCCGAUCAUUCCACGCACGGACCGGCCGUUCAAAACGAGCAUCGUCUUCGCACACGAAGAAGGAACCAGCGUGCUUUUCAAAGUGUUGUCGGCGUUCGCGUUUAGGAACAUCAGUUUGACGAAGAUCGAGUCACGGCCACACCGUAACCGGCCGAUCCGGUUAGUCGACGACGCCAAUGUAGGAACGGCGAAGCAUUUCGAAUACAUGUUUUACGUGGAUUUUGAAGCGUCAAUGGCGGAGGUCAGAGCUCAAAACGCGUUGGCGGAGGUUCAAGAAUUCACCUCUUUCUUGAGGGUAUUAGGCAGUUACCCAAUGGAUAUGACGCCUUGGUGCCCAAACCCAUGAAAAUAAAAAAUAAGAAAAAACAAAAUAAUAAGCCCAAAAUAUAUGUUGAACUUAAUUUUUAAUUUAUUUCUUUUUAUUUUUGUUAUUAUCAUCAUUUUUAAUUCAACAACAACCAAAAAUGGCAUUAUUGUUGGGUAAA